Molecule: messenger RNA, 3643 nt
Organism: Polistes dominula (European paper wasp)
Lineage: Eukaryota; Metazoa; Arthropoda; Insecta; Hymenoptera; Vespidae
Gene: nsl1
Product: non-specific lethal 1
Cellular component (GO): NSL complex
Molecular function (GO): histone acetyltransferase binding
Source: RefSeq, a predicted model, not a curated record
CUUGUAAUAUACUUUCUAUGAAUAGUUAACACAAAGAUGACACAAUUAAAUAACUGGAAUAACAAGAAAUACAAGGAUGUAUGGUAUAUGACUGGAGACAUUGAAAUAUUAAAGAAUUAUUAAUCGAAAAAAGUUAAUGUUUUAAAGAGAAAGAAAAAACAGAGGAGGAAAUAGGGACAUUUGUAACAAAAGAUAGAGCCAAAGAUUAAAACUAUAAUGAUGAAUGAAUGGGAGUAGGUGAAGUAGGUAAAAAGAGCAAGUAUUGGCGCACGUGGGAGCCUCUGAAUGUCGAGGCUGCAGUGUUGGCAGUGUUGGUGGCAGUAAUGGCCCCUGCUCUGACAGAAGACGGUCCUCAAAAGCCUGAAAAUUUGCUCCCAUCUCUACCAGCUGUGGGGUUUUUAUCCCCUGAGCAGGCUACGCAGGUCUGUCGCGAUCGAGAAAUUUUGGCAAAGUUCGUUGUAUCUGCGAACGUUCAGCCAUCAAAAAUCGACGAGCAGUACCUGCAUGGUGUAUCUAAAGAUCUUAUUCGUUAUGUUAUUAAUUCAAAUUACGCCAAUAGUCUUGACAAUUUAUCUACUUACUCACACAGCUCUGAUUUGAUCUUAAGAGAGAUUUUUACGGAGCAGGGCUGUAAACGGCCAGUAACGCCGGACAGUCCCAAAAGAAAGGAGACUGAUACUAUAAUGAACGACCCAUCUAUGGGUGAUCAGGCGGACAACAUGGGCUUCUUGAAAACGAACGAUGAUUUAUCUUUGGUGGAAUCUGCUACUGUUGAAGGAGAUAAUAAAAAUUUGGACGUUGAUCAAAUAAUGGCUUUUGGUACAGAGAUUAAUACGGAUAACGAGCAAUGCAAUAUAAAUGCUGUCGGUGAUAUUGGACAAAAUGUUGAAGAAAUUCUUCAAGUUAUUAAAUCUAUAGAAUGCACUGGAAAUGCUGAAAAUACUGCUGGUAGUUCUGAACCUGUACAAGGUUCCAUGGACAAUGUGGACAGCGUAGAAAUGUUUCCAAUCCCUGAAGAAGGAUUUUCGUCCUUUGCAAGAGACUUACUUACCGAUGCUGAUGUAAUGAGCCUUUGUAAUGAAAAUAUUAAUAUUCCAGAGACAGUAGACCAGCAAAAAACCAAUAGUUUACGUUUACAACAAGAAACUGUUGCGCAAAAACAAUUUGAAAAUGAGAGAAAGUGCGCAUUUUUACUUAGAAGACUGAGAAAGCUUCAAGCACGGCUUCUUGGCAGACAUGUUGCUGAAGAGAAUACAGGUGUGCUUGAACUUGCUCAUCAUGGUGUUAAAAAGUGUUUAUUUCAAGAAUUGGUCAAUAUCAGUUCCAAAUCCAAUGUCAGAAAUUUUCCUGAAAUUAGUGGUAGUUUGAAUUUAUUUUUACAAAAGGUUGAAAAGAUGUGUGUUACUCAAAGUAAUAAUGCGCAUCGUCAACGUUUUUGUUAUCGUUAUUUUGGUGGUGGAUCACGUGAUAAUUUGGGUAGUACAUCUGGUAGUAAUGGUAACAGGAUGCCAGUUUUUGGUAUGCCUCAAGUUAAAAUCAACAGUGAAGAAGUUGAAAAUGUGGCAGGACCUUUGGCAACGCAGUUACAUAUUGUAGAAUCUAAUUUGGAUUCGGAUUGUACAGCGUCUAGUAGUGGCGGAGAAAGUUGCGAUGAAAUGCAAUCAUUUAAUAAUCCGCAUCAGCAGCAACUACCAAUAUCUAAAAGAGCAGCAUGGAGAUAUUCUCAAGACCGUGCAGGUAUAGCAUCAAGGUGGAUCUGGUUGCAAGCACAAAUAUCAGAUUUAGAAUAUAAAAUUAGACAGCAAAAUGACAUCCAACGUCAAGUUAGGGCAUUAAAAGGCUUGGUUAUACUUGACAAUGCUGAAACAGUAAAUGGAUAUAGCGGUGUUUUACCUGGUUCUACUGGUCGAUAUAAUUUAUCUGAAAAUGAAUUAUCAGCUAGCAGAACUCGUCCAUUUCUAUGGAAUUUUUAUAGAAAACGAAAACUAUUACAAGUUGAAAGGCUACACGAAUUCUCUAAACGUGCGGCUAAAGCAUCCACAGUAAGAUGUAACUGUGAUCAUACACUGCCUGCGUGUGCUUUGUGCACAGGAAGGCUAGAUCCAACUCAAACACAAGAAUCAAUCGAACAACUUUCUGUUCAAGAGAGGCUAGCACUCGUUGACCCUUGUUAUCAUCCAGUUCUAUCCUUCCCAGAUGAUAUUGUUCAAGGAACUCAUUUAGAAGCUAUUAUGAAAUCAGCCGAAUGGCAACAAAAAAUACUAAGGGGAAGUACGCGUAUUACUCGAAUAAAAGAUAAAGAUAGUAAUGAAAGGAGAAACAAAAAACUUCCUGGACAUCGAGCAAAGUAUACUGCACGUUUAAAGCAGUCUUCUUCUAGUAUCAUCACAGCACGAAUUAAGAAAAAGAUGUUGAAAGGAAAGAGGAAUAGACUAGGCCACGAAAGAAACGCAAAUGGUUUAAACAGGAAAAGAGUACCAAAAUUGCCAACCGAGGAUUUCGAGGAAGUUAAUGCGCUUUCUGGUUCCAGUAAACAUUCAUCUCCAGUGCCUUCUCCAUUACAACAACAUACCACCAAUUCUACACUGGAAAAAAAUUCAGUAAAAGAAAGAAAUUCAACUUCGCAUCACGGGCGUUUGAGACAAAACUCUUACGAUAUAGACAAUAUUGUCAUCCCGUACAGUGUAGCAGCUUCAACGAGGCUUGAAAAAUUACAAUACAAAGAAAUUUUAACUCCAAAAUGGCGAUUGUGCGAGGAUCGACCAAAAACUGACGUAAAAAAUGGUAUUAUGUAUAGGCCUAGUCAAGAUAGCGAUUUUGAAGAUAUGUCGGAUGAAACAAUUGCUUUAAGACAUGAACGAAGUGAACGAGAAGAGAAUAAACGUUUUAUGACGUAUCUCAAUACACCACAUCAAACACGUAUUCGUCACAAUCGUCGAGUAGACAGUAGGGCAGAUAGUGGUGCAAACACGCCAGGUUUGCUUUCCUGUUUAAAAAGUGAUCCGAUGUCUCCCCACGCCAAUGACUUUGGUGGAGAUGUUACGUCUCCAAUCAUAUCUCCACCUGCAACUCCUUUACAAGUACAGGAGACAGAACAUCAACAACAAAACUUGGAUACACACCGACGUCGUGCCAUGUCCGUUUUAAGGAUAGGAAAGGACGACGUUGGAACUUCUUAUAACGAAGAUGAGAACGAGAUUUUACCGUAUGAACCACGCGUAUUUCCACUGUCCGAGGAAAUUUAUGACAAAAUGGUCGAAGUAAUGCCAGACGGACAUUGGCAAACUUCAUCGGUAUCUUUGUGCUCUCGAGACGAAGAAAAAGACGAUGAUGGGGAAUUGGAAUCUCCUGAAUCUGAUUCAACAGAAUCUGCUUGUUAUGAUAUAGAAGGAGAGGAUCCUAAUGAUCCUGAAUGGACGGUAGCUGACAAUAGGGAUACUGAAAAGGAAAGAAUACGUCCGACUGCUAAAAGAUAGGAUAAAGGUUAUAAACAAUACAAUAUAUCAUCUACAUCGUGUCGUUAUUAUAUGCAGAAGCUACCUGUCAAUUGUUAUAUAUACCUGCCGGUCAUGUAAUAUGCACCUUAAGUUAAUGGUAUUACGAAUCUGUAAAGUGUAUUAUAAAUAUAAAUUUUAUAACUUCA